GUGUCCCUGUGACGUAGGCCACUACCCCGCGCCGUGAUUGGUCCGCGGGCUGCCACGUGUCUUUACUACCCCGCUGCACGGAGCACAUUUGACGCUUUCUCCGCUGGAAAUCUGCAAAAGGUUUCCAGUGCCUCCUCCUCCUCUUCCUCCCUCUCCCUCCUCUGCUCGUCUGCUCGUCUGCUCGUGUGCUGCUGCGGUGCCGGACACAGCUCGGAGAUGGCGGUGCGUUCGUUGGAUAUCGACGCCCCGCGCUGGGACCAGUCCACGUUCAUGGGGCGUUUGAAACAUUUCUUUAACAUCACAGACCCUCGCACCGCCCUCCUCCCAGACUCCAAACUCGACGAGGCAAAAGCGCUGGUCGAGAGCUGCAGGGCCGGUUCAGUUCCUCCUGGUACGACGGACGAGCAGCUUUUUUAUGCCAAAAAACUUUACGACUCGGCGUUUCACCCGGAUACGGGCGACAGGAUGAAUCUGAUUGGUCGGAUGUCGUUCCAGGUGCCCGGGGGAAUGGCCAUCACCGGCUUCAUGCUCCAGUUCUACAGGACGGUUCCUGCGGUGGUUUUCUGGCAGUGGGUGAAUCAGUCGUUUAACGCUCUGGUGAAUUACACGAACAGGAACGCGGCGUCGCCCAUCACGCCAAAACAGAUUGGAGUGGCGUACGUCACUGCCACCAGCACAGCUCUGGCCACAGCCGUCGGACUCAACCUCUACACAAAGAAAGCUCCUCCUCUCGUGGCUCGCUGGGUUCCCUUCGCCGCUGUAGCCGCCGCCAACUGUGUCAACAUCCCCAUGAUGAGACAACAAGAGAUCCUGAACGGCAUCGCCGUCACAGACGAGAACGGAAACAAACUGGGAGAGUCAAAGAAAGCUGCGAUUAAAGGAAUAACGCAGGUGGUGAUCUCUCGAAUCACGAUGGCCGCUCCAGGAAUGAUUAUUAUGCCCAUUAUCAUGCAGAGGAUGGAAAAGUUCAGAUUUAUGCAGAGAAUCACAUUUCUUCACGGGCCGAUCCAGGUCAUGAUGGUGGGCGUGUUUUUGAUCUUCAUGGUCCCUGCAGCCUGUUCCCUCUUCCCCCAACAAUGUUCUAUGGCUGUGUCCAAACUGGAGCCGGAGCUCAGAGAGUCCAUCCUGUCCAAAUACGGAGACGGCAUCAAAUAUGUUUACUUCAACAAAGGGCUUUAAAAAACGAACUCAAACCUGGGACUGGACCUGGGACUGGACCUGGGACUGGACCUGGGACUAGACCUUUGACUUUUUCUUCGAUUUUGGUGCUAAAAAGAUGUUACAAUUUUAUUUUAGUGUUUUAAAAAUGAACAAACAUCUUUAAGUAUUUUUCGUUUUUCACCAGAAUCUCGGUUGAAAUCGUGGCUGCAGAGGAGGAACGGACCAAUAGAUUUUGAGCCAGAUAAAUAGAUAUUGUUUUAAGAUGUUUUAAGAUUGAAAAAUGAUGUGAUGGUGAGUUCACAAAUGAAAUGACCUGAGUCCCUCUUCGGUGCCAGAGCCGUCCUGGGGCAGACCGACAGGCAUGUGGCUGCUCUUCUGUCGCUUCCAACCCGUUUUAGUUUAAUACAGAACAGUUUUGUAUCAUGUUUUUGUAUAUUUAUGGAGAAUAGUUGAGUUGGAGCAUGGGUGAGGUGGGCUUGUGGGCGGAGCCUUGUACAAGGCUCGUACCUCUAACCAUAAAUAGCGUUUGGAAUAGGGCUCGGGAGAGAUCGCUAGAUUACUCAAACGUGCAUGGAUGACUCUAAAACCUCUUCAGACGUGUUUGUAAUGACGGAACAAUGUUAUAACAUAGUAGAAAACUAACAAAAAAAACAUUUACAGCACAGGUUACGUACUUUACCUUUAAUGUGGACGUGAUUGUUGAAGUGUCUUGCUCAAGGGCACAUUGAAAAGUGGGUUGAAAGUGGGAAUUUAACCCGUAACAUGUGUUUGGGUUGGUGGUUUAGUCCCAGUUGCGCCUAUGACCAUUUUCGUACAAUUAUUUCCAUUGGCGUUGGUGAUUUAGGGGCCAUUGUCACAGAUUGGCCGCCACACGUCCGUCAGUCUGUCCCAGGGCAGCUGCGGCUACGAAAGUACAAACGAUUUACAAUUGUUGCUCUUUAACACAAGUCUUUGGCCAGCUUUACUUUUCUCUACUUUAUGUCAGAAACCAAAUCUCCUCCGCUCAGGAAAAUCUCACAACUUCACCAAAUUUUUCAUAAUUUUGUGUAAUUUUUUGUCUUUUUUUUUUUUUUUUCUGUGUAUUUUAAAAAACUUGAUUCUGUGCCUUUGAACGGUUUCUGCUGCUCGACUUUUCUUUCUCUUUUAGCGGCGUCACUGUGAAAAUUAUGGAUUAAAACAAAAACAAAAAAAAAAAAGAAAGAGUUAUGGAUCAUAGGGCUGUACAAUAUUUUUGUCAGUUUUUUAGUCCUGAUUUCGUCUUUAAAGAUGCACCGUGUAACUUUUCUGGUGCAGGGUCGAUCUGUCACCUGUUUAUUAAUUGAAAUCCAAAAGAACGAAUGGUGCACAGAACGUUUAAGUCUCAAGUUUAUAGUUUUUUAUUUAGCUUUUUCUUAAUUUUUUUUAUUGUACAGCCCUGUCCCCUGGUUACCAUGGAAACCAGAUCGUUACGUUUUUAAGUGUCACGUCUGUGGUCUCGUGUGAAAGGAAACGCGGGUUUGUAUCGGGGGUUUAAAGUGUGAACGCUGCCCUCUGCUGUCCGGACUGAGGCACGGCAGCUCAGAGUCACGACGGUUUGUGCAUGAUUAUAGUUUAUUCUGUUAUUAUUAUGUUACGGGGAAUUUCUGAAACUGUAAAAGAACAAUUUACAGAAUAAAAUGGAUUUAAUUUAAA
Messenger RNA from Boleophthalmus pectinirostris (great blue-spotted mudskipper), 2832 nucleotides. RefSeq names its product sideroflexin 2 (gene sfxn2). NCBI's taxonomy places the organism in Eukaryota, Metazoa, Chordata, Actinopteri, Gobiiformes, Gobiidae. Gene Ontology annotation, cellular component: mitochondrial inner membrane. The record is from RefSeq and is a predicted model, not a curated record. Gene Ontology annotation, biological process: serine import into mitochondrion; monoatomic ion transport. Gene Ontology annotation, molecular function: monoatomic ion transmembrane transporter activity. The transcript is spliced from 12 exons. The coding region runs from base 217 to 1179 and encodes 320 amino acids.